CUGCCACAUAUUUCAGACACAACAAGUCUUCAAUUCAUAAAGAAUCAAUCCUAUUUUAUGUUUCAUUACUUCUUCUGUUCUUUAUCUAUUUCAGAAACUGAAAAAAAUGGCUCAUGAGAAUAUUCAAAAUCAAGAAGUGAAUUUGGUUUUAUCCAGUGAUGCUAAGCCUAGACUCAAAUGGACUUCUGAACUUCACCAACGAUUCGUUGACUCAGUCAGUCAACUCGGAGGCCCAGAGAAAGCGACACCAAAAUCUUUGAUGAGAGUAAUGGGUAUUCAUGGGCUUACUUUGUACCACCUAAAGAGUCAUUUACAGAAAUAUAGAUUAGGAAAGAUUCAACAAUCGCCGGCUUGCAGUGGAAAUAUUCAAGAAGAAUUUGGAGAUGAUCAUAGGAGUGAUAUCACGAGUAUCGAUCAUAACGAUGAAAACCCAAAUCAGAUUAGCGAGAGCUUAAAGAUUGCUGAGGCUUUACAGAUGCAAAUGGAGGUGCAAAGGAAACUUCACGAACAAAUAGAGGUUCAAAGACAUUUACAGCUGAGAAUUGAAGCUCAAGGAAAGUAUUUACAAUCGGUAUUGAGAAAGGCACAAGACACACUUGCAGGGUAUAAUUCAUCCGCCAUUGAAGUUGAAGCAGCAAAAGCUGAGCUUUCUCAUUUAGUUUCAAUGGUGGACAAUGGCUGCCCGAGUUCUUUAUCCAUGCUGACCGAAGUAGAGGAUUCAAGGUUAAAGAAAGAGGUGAAAAAAACUAGGAAUGGGUCGUCAAUGGAAAGCUCGUUGACUUCAUCUGAGAGUUGGGGAAGGAAGGAAAACGAUGAUCUUGAUUUGAAAUUGAUGGAUAGGAAUGGAAUGGGUGAUUCCGGGAAUGGAAGGAAAAGAAGUGGGAGUACAAUUUCUGAUGGGAAUUGUCAAGGUAAAAGAUUACAGAAAGGUAGUGAGAGGUUUGAUUUGAAUAGUCAAUAUGUGAACGACUUUGACUUUGACUUUGAGUCAAAGUCAAGCACACUGGACUUGAACUCUGAGUGAGAAAAAAUUGAGUUGAAAGGGGAAAACUGUUGGUAAUAUUGGUAAUGGAUGAAAGGUUUAUGAUA
Molecule: messenger RNA, 1089 nt
Organism: Lactuca sativa (garden lettuce)
Lineage: Eukaryota; Viridiplantae; Streptophyta; Magnoliopsida; Asterales; Asteraceae
Product: myb family transcription factor PHL8
Molecular function (GO): DNA-binding transcription factor activity; DNA binding
Source: RefSeq, a predicted model, not a curated record